UAUAUUAUAAAAAUAAUAAACGAUUAUUUGUAAGUGGAACGUUAUUGUGUUUUCCGCUGCAUUGCUGCAGUGCAUGCAGUGAUGCGUUUCGGUGGCUCGCAACAGCAGUGAUAAGCGAACUGCGGGAACGCAAUGAUGACCAUGAUGAUGAUGCAACGUCUGCUCCAGAACAACAACAAUAACAACAACUCCAAUAACAAUAACAACAACAAUAACGUUUACGCAGACGAGAUGAGGCUGAACGGCAUACGUCACCAUUCAGCAAGUCCAUUUUCGAAACCAGCCGCCGUGCAGGCUGCGGCGCCCGACAGCUGCGUCGCCGAACCAGACGCACUGACGUCAGCCGGCUGCAACGAGCAGCAGCUACAGCCCGUCUCGCCACAGUUGACCAGCACCGGUACCACGGCGACCACUGUCGCACAAACCGGACCGACGUGCACUACCGUGGUGACCGUGGCCGCGGCAGACGACCGGCUAUCGUCCGACGAGGACGACGAGCUGAACGUGGACGAGCUGAACGUGGACGAGCUAAACGUGGACGAGGACCCGGUGGACUUGACCAACAACCGGUUGCACGGCGGCCGGGUUGGCGCCGGUCACGGAUUGCUGAGCUGCGACCGCGGCGUCGGCGGCCUGCACCAACAGACUGCAGGAAGCGCGGCGGCCAUCGUCCCGAUGGACAGCACGGCCGCGGCCAACGAUUACGAGACGAGUGGCAACAGCAAGGGCCGGCUCGCGUUUUCCGUCGAGAAUAUACUCGACCCGAACAAGUUCACCAGAAAACUGAUGGCGCCCUCCACUGUUCUGCCCAGGUGGAGGCCGCGCGUCGAUUUCUCCACCGAUCCUUCUGGAGCCGGCGAAGAAUGUUCGCGCAACUACAUAAUGGACGAGGAUGACGAGGACAUMAGCGUGAGUGGAGACGGUUGCGGCAGCGACAUGAGCGACGACCGGGACAAGGUCAGUGGCGACGGCAGUUCGUCGACUGGCGUUGGCGGCGGCGGUGGCGGCGGAGGCAGCGCGAAAAAAUCCAAGUCGUCUUCCGACCACUGCGGCGGAGGCGGCAGCGGUAGCGGAGGCGGAGGUGGWGGCGGCGGUUCGAAAAACGGAGGCAGUGGCAAACCGCGGCGGGCCCGGACGGCGUUCACGUACGAACAGCUGGUGGCGCUCGAGAACAAGUUCAAGACGACGCGGUACCUGUCGGUGUGCGAGCGGCUCAACCUGGCGCUGUCGCUGUCGCUCACCGAAACCCAAGUGAAGAUAUGGUUCCAGAACAGGCGGACCAAGUGGAAGAAACAGAACCCCGGGCUGGACGUGAACAGCCCGACGGUGCCGCCGCCCGGGCCGACCGGGUCGUCGGCCGCCGGAGCACCUCCGUUCUUCCACCCGCUGGCCUAUUCCGCCGCGCACCACUAUCAGACGCAGAGCUACUCGGCCGCCGCGGCCGCCGCGUACUUCCACCACCUGGGCGCGCACCACUCCACGAUCGGCGGCCACCAUCCGCCGUCGUAAUUGCCCGUCUCUCGUUCCUAAAUAUCGCAAUAUCAGUACGCGACCGCACCCGCUUCGUCCACGGCCGGCCCAGCGUGUGACGACCGCGACGAGACGGCGUCGGCCAGAUCUCAAAUAUUAAUAAUAAUAAUAAUUGUGUACGAUAUCAUCAUUUGCUCGCCGCCAAGCCGAAGACGACUUCGGCGGACCGACCAGACACCGCGACGACAAUAAUUUGUUAAUAUAAUGAUACGGUUGAGUAGUCGCCACU
Molecule: messenger RNA, 1759 nt
Organism: Diuraphis noxia (Russian wheat aphid)
Lineage: Eukaryota; Metazoa; Arthropoda; Insecta; Hemiptera; Aphididae
Gene: slou
Product: homeodomain transcription factor slouch
Biological process (GO): cell differentiation; regulation of transcription by RNA polymerase II
Cellular component (GO): nucleus
Molecular function (GO): RNA polymerase II cis-regulatory region sequence-specific DNA binding; DNA-binding transcription factor activity, RNA polymerase II-specific
Source: RefSeq, a predicted model, not a curated record